Molecule: messenger RNA, 710 nt
Organism: Amphimedon queenslandica
Lineage: Eukaryota; Metazoa; Porifera; Demospongiae; Haplosclerida; Niphatidae
Product: maleylacetoacetate isomerase-like
Exons: 10
Coding region: 28-675 (215 amino acids)
Biological process (GO): glutathione metabolic process; L-phenylalanine catabolic process
Cellular component (GO): cytoplasm; mitochondrion
Molecular function (GO): glutathione transferase activity; maleylacetoacetate isomerase activity
Source: RefSeq, a predicted model, not a curated record
AAGCCUGAAACCCUGCCUUCCUUUAAAAUGGCAGCUAAGCCUGUUUUGUAUUCUUACUUCAGAAGCUCUUGUAGCUGGAGAGUCAGAAUCGCUCUGGCAUUGAAAGGAAUAGAUUAUGAAACCAAACCUGUACAUUUGCUGCAAGAUGGUGGAGAGCAGAACACUGAUAACUACCGUGAACUAAACCCUCAAUGUGAAGUACCCACACUUGAAAUUGACGGGCAGACAAUGACGCAAUCAAUGUCAAUAAUAGAGUAUUUGGAUGAAACACGAGGCCCACCAUUUCUUUUGCCGCAAGGCGAUCCUAUUAAAAAGCAAAAGGUGAGAGCUAUAUCCCAGGCCAUUGCUUGUGGCAUACAACCGAUUCAAAAUCUAAGAGUGUUGCAAUAUGUUGGUGGAGAGAAGAAAGCUGAAUGGGGUCACUAUUGGAUUGAGAGAGGAUUCAAAGGACUGGAGCAGCUACUGCAGGGAACUGCUGGAAGGUAUUGCAUUGGAGAUGAGAUAACAAUGGCAGAUGUGGUAUUAGUGCCUCAAGUUUACAAUGCUAAUAGAUUUAAAGUUGACAUGAGUGCCUUCCCUACUAUUAGUCGCAUUAAUGCAGCACUCCUCGAAGUUGAAGCUUUUAAAGUUGCUUCGCCAUCUGAGCAACCUGACUGCCCUCCUGAACUACGCUAGUUUUCAUAAAAUAAAAUUGAUUGCUUAAAAAUUAA